Molecule: messenger RNA, 634 nt
Organism: Choloepus didactylus (southern two-toed sloth)
Lineage: Eukaryota; Metazoa; Chordata; Mammalia; Pilosa; Megalonychidae
Product: ferritin light chain-like
Exons: 1
Coding region: 107-634 (175 amino acids)
Biological process (GO): iron ion transport; intracellular iron ion homeostasis
Cellular component (GO): cytoplasm
Molecular function (GO): ferrous iron binding; ferric iron binding
Source: RefSeq, a predicted model, not a curated record
UUUGCCUCUCCAGUGGCAACCUCUGGGACCAUCUUCUGGGCCAGCCCCUGUUUCCGGGACCAGUUAACACCGUUUUAUGUAGUUAGCUUCUCAUUGUCAACCAACCAUGAGCUCCCAGAUCUGUCAGAAUUAUUCUGCCAAUGUGGAGGCCUCUGUCAGCCACCUGGUCAACCUGCAUCUGUGGGCCUCCCACACCUACUUAUCUCUGGGCUUCUAUUUCAGCCACGACGAGGUAGCCCUGAAGGGUGUGGACCACUUCUUCCAUGAGUUGGCGAAGGAGAUGCACGAGGGCACUGAGCAUCUCUUGAAGAUGCAAAACCAGCCCAGUGGCCAUGCCCUCUUCCAGGACAUGCAGAAGCUAUCCCAAGAUGAGUGGGAUAAUACCCUGGAAGCCAUGGGAGCAUCCCUGGUCUUGGAGAAGAGCCUGAACCAGGCCAUUUUGGAUCUGCAUGCCUUGGGUUCUGACAACACAGACCCUCAUCUCUGUGACUUCCUAAAGAACCAUUUCCUAGAUGAGGAGGUAAAACUCAUCAAGAAGAUCGGCAAUCACCUGACCAACCUCUGCAGGCUGGUGGGCCCACAGGCUGGACUGCACAAGUAUCUCUUCAAAAGGCUCAUCUUCAAGCACAACUAG